AUGUCCAACCAGCCCAAAGGAAACUCAAGCGCUAAGCCAAUAAAAAGAAAGAGCGAAGAAGCAAGCGACAGCCUCUCCGAGGAUUACACAAGCGACCCUGUCUCGUACGUAGACGAGGACGAUGAUUUUACAGACUCCUCAGACGACGCAGCUCCGUCCUCCACUCUAACAGAAAAUACUCUUGAGGAUGACGAUGAAAACUCCAGCUCUCUGGGAGACAACGACUCAACUUUUGACGAUAUCAACGAGCAAUCAGGCUCUGACAACUACGGAAGCAAAGAGGAAACAGACGACGACGAUAACGACUUUGAAUCAGGCAGUCAAGAUAGCAAUAACACCAAUAGCACGGAUUAA
Nematocida minor is the source of this 354-nucleotide messenger RNA. RefSeq lists its product as uncharacterized. NCBI's taxonomy places the organism in Eukaryota, Fungi, Microsporidia. The transcript has a single exon. The coding region runs from base 1 to 354 and encodes 117 amino acids. The record is from RefSeq and is a predicted model, not a curated record.